Silurus meridionalis is the source of this 1996-nucleotide messenger RNA. Its product is annotated as cingulin-like protein 1. Bases 35 to 1462 code for a protein of 475 amino acids. The transcript is spliced from 13 exons. NCBI's taxonomy places the organism in Eukaryota, Metazoa, Chordata, Actinopteri, Siluriformes, Siluridae. The record is from RefSeq and is a predicted model, not a curated record.
GUUUAUAGUGAAAGAUUGUUUCUGAUCGAUAACCAUGCGGAUGUUCUUUGAUUUAGUUCAUGGUUGGGUAUUGGCCCUUCCGCUGCGCUCCCUGCUGUACACAGCUGGAUAUGCAGCCACGACCGCUACCGUUUUCUAUUUUGUUCGUAAAGUUGGAAAGAUAACUGAUGCAGACCCAGAGGAAGCAUCUGCCAUCGAAGACUCCGGCUCACCCUCCGAGGUUCCUCAGGACCAGGCCAUGCUACCUGCUGCUCCGUGUUUUACUGCUGAGAGCACUUUGGUUAACGCCGGAGAGAAACUUGAGAUGGUUAUGGAGUCUCACCUGCAUUUUGAGAUGACCAGCCUGUUGAAGGAUGUGGAGAUACUGAAAGGCAAAUUUCAGGACAUGGGAAGCCAGACCUGUGAGACACAGAAGAAGCAAGACGAGAUAUCCAAGAAUGAAGCCGAGUUGAAAUAUCAGGAGGCUCAGCUGGAGAUUGAGAACUUGAAGAAGUAUGUGGAGACACUUAGAGGCACCAUUCAGGACAUGCAGAUCCUCAUAUAUAAGACUCAACUCAACCAUAACCAGGAGAGAGAGAGAGAUCAUAAGGCUCAUGACUCCCUUCAGCUCAAGCAUGAAAAGACGAUGAAGAAGCUGAAACACUGUCAAGAGUUACUUUCGGAGUGUGAGAGAGAGCGAUUGGCUUACCGAAACCUGACGAUCGACGUCAAUAAUACAAAUGAGUCUUUGACUGACAUAUUAAAGAGUUGUUUGAAGCAAGUGUGGGAGAAACAUCAGAAGCCUUUGGAGUCUUUUGAUUACCUGCAGUUUGAGAAUUCCAACCUGAUGGAGGAGGUGGAGACACUGAAAAGCACAAUUCAGGACAUGGGCAGCCUGAUCUAUGAGACACAGAAGAAGCAAGACAAGGAGUAUGAGCGACUGUUUCAGGCUUCAAGCACCCUCCACUUGGAGCGAGAACAGAUGAAGAAGAGUUUAAAUCUUUGUGAGCAGUUACUAAUGGAAUAUGAGAAAGAGUGGGAGGCUCACUAUAACAUCAAAUUUGAACACAUUGGAAUGAAUACAACUCAAACUGAGGAGUUACUAAAGGUAGCCCUGGCUGAAGCUAUGGGGAAACUUCGAAGGGCUAUAAAGUCUAUGGCUCUGCUGGAGUGCACUCUGAUAGACAAGUCAGAGACACUGCAGGAGAAGGUGCAGAAAAUGGGAAGUCUGAUCUCUGAGUCUCAGGAGAAGCAUUACAAGGAGUUUGAUCAAGAAUGGCAGGCUCAUAACAUCCUCCAGGCUGUGGUAGAAAAAUUGAAGGCGAAGUUUCACCAUAGUGAAGAGUUACGGAAGAACUGUGAGCGAUGUCAAAAGAACAAAUAUCUGAUAGGAGACAAUGUGCAGUACAUGGAAAGUCUGCUCUAUGAGAAUCAGAAGCAGCAUAGAAUGGUAAAACCAAAAAAAAAGAUGAUGCACACGUAAAAAGGAAUACAGAAUGUGACAACCAUACUGUCCCUUUUUUUUGCUAAAGGACACAGCAACUGAGACUUUUUUUUUUACCUAAUUUAAAUACAUUUGCAUUCAGAAUCCUGAUCAGCCAAGAAGACUUUAUUGCACCUUACUUUUUUUGACACCAAGAGGACUAAAACAAAAGAGAUGUUUGUUGACCUUGUGAGGAUACGUAGAGAUCACACCCUGCUGAACAUCAAGAGUUCCUUUGUGGAUCUUGUGGAGAAUUCCAGAUUUCUUGUGUUCAUCUGGCUAAACCAAGAACCAGAACAAGAACCUUACUUGGUCCCUCAACACCAGCGCCAUGACGAGGAAAACACAUUACCGUCUACUUUUGAGGAGGCUUAGAAAUGUCCAGCUGCUACCACCCACCCUCACAACAUUCUACAGAUCAUCGAGAGCAUCCUGAGCAGCUGUGUCACUGCCUGGUUUAGCAUAAAUUUUGUUUGUUUGGUUUUUUUGUGCAUUUCCCAGUGCUUUACAAUAAAAUGGUAAGAUUUGUUGAGA